This is a messenger RNA of Pelagomonas calceolata, 705 nucleotides long. The record is from the annotation of a GenBank genome assembly. NCBI's taxonomy places the organism in Eukaryota, Pelagophyceae, Pelagomonadales, Pelagomonadaceae.
GGCCCGGGGGAGAGGAAAAGGGAGGCACAAAAACACAGGUCAGCAUCUUUACCGCUGCGGCGUCGGCCGCCGCGCCGGCGCCGCGGCCGCGGACGACGCCGUCUUCUUCGCGGCCGACGGGCCGUCCGAGACCUUGGCCUUCGUGCGGGCCGCGGGCCGCGGCGCUCUGGCGGUCUUCAGCUCGGCCUUCGUCUUGGCCAGCUCCUUCUUGAGGCGCGCGGCCUCGGCGCGCGCCGCCGCGAGCGACGACUCCAUAUCAACCGCCUUCGCCGCGGACGCCUCGGCGGCGGCGGCGCGCUGCUCCGCCGCCGCGAGCUUCGUUUUCAGCGUCGCGACGUCGCCCUCGAGCUUCGCCACGGCGGCGGCGUUCUCGGCCGCGACGCGCUCCGACUCGGCGAUGGAGUCGCGCAGCGUGGUCCGCAGCUCGCCCGUCGUCAGGCGCAUCUGGCGCAGCUGCUCCAGCAGGAUCCGCUCGUUGCUCUCAAAUUCCAGAGUGUCGCGCUCGAGCGAGCGCACCUUCUUUGCGAGGGCUGUGGUCCUCCUCCCAAAUGGCCAGAUGCCAUGCGCCGGUGCGGCUGCGAGCGCGCAAAGCACGACGGCGCGCACGCGAGCCAUGGCGCUUUCCGGGACGCGUCCUGUGCACCAGCUGGCAACAGAGGUCGCGUGGGGAGCUCGCAAAGCCAGCUCCAGUUGGAAGAGAGUUGA